Messenger RNA from Camellia sinensis, 1707 nucleotides. RefSeq lists its product as uncharacterized. The record is from RefSeq and is a predicted model, not a curated record. Lineage: Eukaryota; Viridiplantae; Streptophyta; Magnoliopsida; Ericales; Theaceae.
AUGAUUGGUCGAGAUCUUAAUUUCAUGAAAGAGACCAUGACACAGAUUCAAAAGUUUGUAGAUCGUAUGAAUGUGCAAAUCAACCAGGCUUGUGAGAAAUUUGAGGAGAUCAAAACAAGAGAAGGAGGGAGUGAUACUAACGAACUUGACCAACUGAAAAUGUCUGUCAAGAAGUUGAAAUCGCAGAUUCCCUCCAAGCUUAAAAUCCAUUAUGAUGAUGAUUCAAAACCACAUCGGAAACCAUGGUCUGAUGGAUCCAUUAACGGUAGCAGCAGCAACUACCAAGUCGAUGUAAACAAGUCCGGUUAUUUGCACAGCUUGUACAAGGAGCCAAAGUUUGAUCACACCUCUGCACAGCUGAAAAUGUCUUUCCAUAGCCUCCAUUGGGGACAAAAAAAAAUUUUGGAUUUUUUCUUGAUUUUCCCAGAAAUGGCUACCAUGAAGAAAAGGUUUGUGAUUUACUGGUGCAUUAGCGGGUGCAUUCCAUUCCAAGCAGAACAAGCAGAGCUUUAUGCCAACGGUAUCUUGGAUGGGCUUACUGCAAAGGGCUUCAUCGAGCCUAUCUACAAAAAUUGUGGAUUGAUUGUGGAUAGCUACAGGAUGCCCCCUGCCAUUCGUUGUGUUUUAACCACUGAAUCAACAGUUGAUCAGUUUGGUAAUUUGACGUAUCGAGGCCUCACCUUUUGGGACAGCAGCAUCGUCAACGUUGAUGCGGCUAUUAUUGAUGGAAGACAUGAAAUUAUUUUCAAAAGGGGCACGGAUUUGAAAGUUGUUUACUUGGGAAGGUGGCAGAAUUCGGUCACGCAUCACAUUGAAGUCUCAGACAUUAAAAUUCUCAAUUUUCUCAAGAAUAUGAAACGAUUGAGGGUUCUUAGCCUUCGAGGAAUUUCAUUGAUUACAGAGCUUCCUCAAUUCAUUUCACAACUGACUAGUCUUAAAAUUCUAGAUCUCAAAUCGUGUCACAACCUUGAGGUGGUUCCAGAUUGGAUUGGCUUGCUUGAAAAUUUGACACACUUGGAUAUAUCUGGGUGUUGCCUUUUAGAUCACAUGCCCAAGGGGCUUGGUGCACUAUCUAAUCUUGAAGUCCUUAAGGGAUUUAUUAUUAGAGAUUCCAAUGACGAAAAGUCAUGUACUAUCAAUAAUUUGACAAAAUUGUCAAAUCUACGAAAAUUGAGCAUAUCCGUAAGUAUGAAAGAAUUUCCAACAGAUUUGCAGCUUCAUCAUUUACAAAGAUUAUACCAUUUAGAGAAGUUGAAAAUAUCUUGGUCAGGAUGCAUUUUACGAGGUAAAACUGAUGAUUCACCUAAGCAAGCACAACUAUUUUCCAAGCAGACAACGCUGACAAGAUCAUUCAUUGAGCAGCGUGAUCCAAAACUUCCUCUCUUAUUGAAACUUCCUUCAUCGUUGCAAAAACUAGAGCUUGAGGGUUUUCCUGAGAUAGAUACACCCCGUUGGUUGCGGUCUGACAAUUUGAACAACUUGAAGAAACUUUACAUUAGAGGAGGACUAUUGUGUAAUCUGGACAAAAUAGUAGCUACCACAGUUCAAAUGUUACAAUUGAAGUACUUGAGUAACUUAGAGAUGCCUUGGAAAGACAUUAUGAUGUUAUUUCCCAAUUUAAUUUACUUGGAGAAAGUAGAAUGUCCCGGCCUCAAUUCCUUCCCGUGUGAUCAGAAUGGUGUUUGGAUGAAGAAAGAAUGCCAUUGA